Messenger RNA from Saccoglossus kowalevskii, 2262 nucleotides. RefSeq lists its product as uncharacterized. NCBI's taxonomy places the organism in Eukaryota, Metazoa, Hemichordata, Enteropneusta, Harrimaniidae. The record is from RefSeq and is a predicted model, not a curated record.
AUGAUUCGAACGGCGAUUCGCGCAAGUGUUACAGUGUCAAUGAACUACAACGGACAUGCCUACUAUGUGCCACUACUCAUCGAGGAGAACUGGAACAUGGCGAAUGCAUUCUGUAAAAAUGGAAACAUGGGGAGUCUGGUUAUUAUUGAAGACGGCGAUGAGUUAAUUGCAGUCAAAAAUUUCUUACUUGAACAUCAACCCAGUGGCACAGCAGCGUGGGUUGGGUUGACGGAUACUGGGGAAUCAAACGUAUAUAGGACUGUUUAUGGUGGGAUUAUAACAUAUCUACCAUGGUAUGAAGCACCCAGUUAUCAGGAGGACAUAGAAGAUGCUCUGCAAAUGAUGACCGGGGAUUGUAUUUCUUUGGUGUUAGGGAAUCCUUGGGGUUAUCUACCAGUUUUUUGUCAAUACCCUCUAAUAUUUCUUUGUGAGAAGAAUAUUACCGAACCGACUACUACUUGGCCAUCAACACACGAUGUAACUUCUAUGAUGACUACACAAUUCGCACCAUCUGCAUCGGUAACACCCAUGGCAAGUAAUAGUAGUGAAGCUCCAGCUGAAUUAACAGAGAUUGCGACAACACCAAUAGUCGUUGAUUCUAAAUAUACGUCAACAGAACAAACGUUACUAUGCGCUAACGUGGACACAAUUAAUACUCCGGAUAUCUACAACUAUCAAUAUAUGCCAGGGGCUCCAGGAAUGACUCGUCUCGAGUUUGAGGUCAAAGCAAGCAAAAAUGUACACAUUGCUUUAUCAUCACAGUCAAACGAUUUGCCAAAUAUGUACGAAAUAGUGAUUGGUGGACUUGAAAACAGUCAGUCUUUUAUACGUCGUUCAAAACAAGGCGAGGAUUUGGCAAUUGCAAUUACACCUAAAAUGUUAUCCCCAUCUGAGUUCAGAGGAUUCUGGGUGACCUGGGACAAUGGCAUAAUCAAAGUUGGCAGGGCUGGAGAAACCGAACCGUUCAUGCAAAUGGAAGAUCCUAAUCCACUGACAAUAAAUUACAUUGGAUAUUCCACCGGUUGGGGAAGUACCGGAGUGUUCUAUGUCUGCACUGCAUAUGAAUGUGCUAACUGGGACAUACUUAAUACCCCGAAAACAUACAACUAUCAGUAUAUAACAGAUGCGUCAGGAACUACACGUCUAGAUUUUGAGGUCAAAGCAAACAACGACGUGCAUAUUGGUUUGUCAGCACAACAACACGAUUUAGCAACAAUGUACGCAAUAGUGAUUGGUGGAUUGGGAAACACACAGUCUUUUAUACGUCGUUCAAAACAAGGCUUAAAUAUGGUCAGCGAAUAUACACCCGACAUUCUGUCGCCAUCGGAGUUCAGAGGAUUCUGGGUGACAUGGCAUAAUGGUGUAAUCAAAGUUGGCAGAGCUGGGGAAUCCAAUCCGUUCAUGCAAUGGGAAGACCCGAAUCCACUGACAGUAAAUUAUAUUGGGUAUUCCACUGGCCCAGAAAGUAAAGGGGUUUUCAAAUUAUGCGUUGAUUAUGUUGGAAGCGGGAAUGGUGAUCCACAUAUGACAACAUUUGACGGAUUGAAAUACGACUUCCAAGGAUACUGUUCAUACGUACUUGUAAAAGAUUGUAACUCUCAAGGAAAGUUUGAAAUCACAGCUGAUUUCCGUGGACGUAGAGAACCGACUAAGCCCCCAACGAGAAUGAUUGCUAUCAAUAUAUCUGCUAUAGGAAUACCAACAAUACGUUUACUGGAGGACAAUUCAUUCAUGGUUGGAGGUAAACCGCAUCGUGGUGGUGACUUUUACUCUGAAUUUGCGUCUGUGACUCCAAGCGGACAUAAUGUCAUCGCAAGGCUAACUGACCCCAACUUAUCAGUUGUUUGGAAUGGUAAACCUCACAAAGUGCAAGUAAUGUUAGACGAUAUAGAAUUACCUGGUACCGUAUGUGGGUUGCUGGGUAACGCUGAUGGAGAUACUACUAAUGACUUCAUCAAACCAGAUGGCGAUAUAGCUACGAGUGCCGAGGAGUUCGGUAAUAGCUGGGCUGUACACGGCAGCUGCCCAUGAGGAGUAAUAUGCAGAUAAACCUACCCUGUCAUAUAACCUAGCCAUGGCUGAGAAAGGGGAAUCUUCGAAUAGUGAAUUGAGAUUUGAUGAGGUUAUCUCUAUUUGUUCGAUUUUCGGAUUAUAUAACUGACCUAGUUUCAAUUGAUAUUUAGCAUGCAUGGAUUAUAAGGUUUAAUAAUUGUUCAAAACUGUAACUGUGAAAGUGGAAGAAUAAAUAUGACACGUCGCAUU